GUUGGGUGGGAGAGGCUGAGGGCGAGAGGAGCAGCGAGAAGAUGCAGUCCGCUCCGAUUUAACGGCUCAACCGGCCGCCUUUACGCGGGGCGCAGGGGCACCGCGGUCUAUGUGCGUAAUCCGCUUGCCGGGAGGAGCAGGGAAAGCCCUUGGCGGACUGGGGGGUAGAGAGGGAGGGGUGAGGUUUUGAGUCGGACGGGGGGGACGCAGGGAGUUGACUGGACUGCUUGGUAUCUGGUAUCUGGAGCUUGGUUGAGCGGACGGACACACACUCUCUGCGUCAUUGAACCUGGUUGGAUUCCACUUCACACCAUGAAUGGACCGACAAAUGUUCAGUACCAGUCAGGCCUUUAUGGAGGAACCAACAACAACAGCAGCUCUCCUCUCUCCAGCCGGGGCAAUUCACCCAUUGUGUGUGAGCGCUGUGGGGAGGUGUGUCGUGGGGAGGUUGUGCGCGUCAAAAACACACACUUCCACGUUCUCUGCUUUACCUGCCAAGUUUGUGGCUGUGAUCUGGUGCGCUCGGGCUUCUUUCACCACUCUGGCGAGUACAUCUGUACAGAGGACUACCAGCGGCUCUACGGGACCCAGUGCGACAGCUGUGACCAGUACAUCACUGGGGAGGUGGUGUCUGCACUGGGGAGAACAUACCACCCACACUGCUUUGUCUGCAGCAUCUGCAGGAGUGCGUUCCCAAUUGGAGACAAAGUGACCUUCUGUGGAAAGAAGUGUGUGUGUCAGCGAUGCUCACACACUCUGAGAAACGACAAGCCCGUCAAGGUCCAUGGACCAAGCUACUGUGCAGGCUGCGGCAAGGAGAUCAAACAGGGACAGUCUCUGCUGGCUCUGGAGAGACAGUGGCACGUCACGUGCUUCCGAUGCCGUACGUGCGGCUGUGCGCUCACUGGAGAGUACAUCAGCAAGGAUGGCACACCGUACUGUGAGACUGACUACCACACUCAGUUCGGUAUCCGCUGUGACAGCUGUAACAGGUUCAUCAGCGGCAGAGUGCUGGAGGCUGGAGGGAAGCGAUACCACCCCAGCUGUGCCAGGUGUGCCCGCUGUCACAUGAUGUUCCUGGAAGGAGAGGAGAUGUACCUUACAGGUUCAGAAGUUUGGCACCCUGUGUGUAAAGAAGCCGCUCGGCUGGAGAGAAAACUGAGGCUGAGACACACUUCUGACACGGCGUCCAUUACUCCCCCCGGCUCCUCUCCUCUGCUCGGCUCCCCUCGCCGGCUCAUCUGUUCUAAAGCUGAUGUUUCGGACUAUAAGCAGCUUGCAGCUCUGCCCAGGGUCAAACGCAUACAUGACGUCCAGAGGCCGGACAUCAUCCCUUAUCAGGCCGACCACGCGCACACACACCUCUCAGAUGACACUCUGGAGCAAUACAGCUGCGUACAGUCAUUGGGCUCCUCUUCGCCAUACUCUCAUGAUCUCUUGGAUGGUUUGGAGGUGAGAACGAGGCGUUCCUCCAGCUCCGCUCAUACUGAUUCCCCUGCACACAGUCGCCACGGAGGCUCCCCGCUGCCUUGUUAUCUCCCCGGCAGUGAGAGUGACAGGAGUUCACCCUAUUACAGUCAGCCCGAGCCCAGGUGCACCACACCCACCACUACCUCCUUCCAAGCCCCCAAGCAUUUCCAUGUACCAGCUUCUGAGGAAACCAACAUCUACCGGAAACCCCCCAUCUAUAAGAGAAGAGAAAUAUCUGCCUCUCCAACAGCCAAUAAGAGUAAAACCAAUGAGAACCUCCUCAAUUCCAGCGGCCAUUCCACCUCCAACUACAACAGCAUUUAUCACCCAGACUCCAACUAUUACCCAUAUGCCGGCUCUCCAAAAGUCUCCAGGGUGAGGAGGUUUUCGUCCGGAGGAGACGAGGAUGGAUGGAAUCACAAUGCAAACAAGGGAAUUGGCAGGAUGAUCCUGAAGGAGGAGAUGAAAGCGCGCUCAGCUGGUCACGACAAUGACCAGUGGGGGAGCAGGCGCAGUUCCCGCUGUUGCAGCAGGGAGGCGCUGAACAAUGUGGAAUACGGCUCCCUCAAUGGCUCUCCCGGGUCCGUCCACAGCGCAGACAGCGACUCAUACAUCUCUAAAUCAUCGUCGCUGCCAGGCUACCGCAGGAAUGGACUAAACAGACCUGUGAGCGCUGGUGCAGAUUAUUACCAGUAUGACAGCAGUAAUGCAGUUAACUGGCAGAUCAGAGAAUACAAGAUCUACCCAUAUGAUGUCCUAAUAGUGUCCGUCAGAGGGCAGCAGCGUCUGCCGAGUGAUGUGGACAGAGCCAGACUCGAGCGUCACCUCUCACCAGAGGAGUUUCACCGAGUCUUUGGAAUGUCCAUGUCUGCCUUCGAUCACCUCGCUCAGUGGAAGAAGAACGAACUGAAGAAACAGGCCCGACUCUUUUGAAGCCACCAGAACCGACACAAUGCAGGUUCAACAGUGUGCCACAAAAAAACAAAAGAAACAAAGAGGCCCGUUGACCCCAAAGCGACCGUCACAGGGGAAGAUGAACUUUCCUCCUCUGAUGGGACAGGAGCAGAACUGCUGGGCCCCUCGGGUAACCAACUAGCCUGAAUGGUAACGAUACUGCAGCGAAAGGAAGGAGAACUUUGACUUGAGACGCAACCGUUGAGCCACAGUGGAGCUCCACCAAAGCUAAAGAGUGGAAGGAGUUGUUCUGCCUCUCACUCUCUUACCAGCAGAUGGCAGCAUGAAAACCAGAGCAAAGGGGUGUCCGACGCAUGGCCAGGUGGACCAUAAGCCGAUGUACUUGAUGUCGCGCCGAGAGUCCGCCAUGCUGCUCCAAGCGGGCAUCCAUGAUGAAAAUAAUGGAGGCCGCGAAGAGAAUGGGCCGCCUGAAUGAGUAAAAUGAUUCUGCUCUAUUCACACAGACACUACGAUCAGCCGCUCAUAAGCUGAGGACAUUGGGGUAAUUGAACGUGACCUGCACAGUGUUUGUCCAUAUGUAUAAUGUGCACAUGAUGAAACCAAUAGGUUUUAUUCUUUUUUAAAUACUGGCACGACUGUCAGUAUUUCUGAAGCCAUAUGAGUUUUUAGAGUUCUUCUCAAGGACAGGAGCAGACUGUACAGUUCACUUAGUGGGGUUUAUUGUGAAUUAACCAUGUAAUAGAAAUCAGGUUUUAUUACACACCAUGAAGAAUAUAUCACAAACAAAUAUCCAGACCCUCUGAAUAUUGAGAAAAUAAGAUGCUCAGGUGAAGGAAGCAACGGAAGAGAUGAAGGAAAGAAGGAUACAGGGAACAGGAGGUACUAACGAUGGAAGGAAUGUGUGAGGAGACAAACAAAGAAAGAUGCCAAGGACAAAAAGUUCAGGGAGUUUAAUAAAGAGUUAAUGAAUGUCACAAAAAAUGUAGAAACAGAAUUUGUGUUUGUGUGCGCGUGUGCGUAUAUGUGUGUUUGUAGGUCUUCAACAACACACAUACAUAAAUGUGUUUGUUUUUUUAUUUGAGGGAGUAACAUUUAUAAUUUUCAAAUAUGUAUCUAACUAAAACUUGUGAAUAAAUGAUUCAACCAUCACCA
Molecule: messenger RNA, 3537 nt
Organism: Gasterosteus aculeatus aculeatus (three-spined stickleback)
Lineage: Eukaryota; Metazoa; Chordata; Actinopteri; Perciformes; Gasterosteidae
Source: RefSeq, a predicted model, not a curated record